Messenger RNA from Plectropomus leopardus (leopard coralgrouper), 5569 nucleotides. RefSeq names its product lysine demethylase 5Ba (gene kdm5ba). Lineage: Eukaryota; Metazoa; Chordata; Actinopteri; Perciformes; Serranidae. The record is from RefSeq and is a predicted model, not a curated record. Gene Ontology annotation, molecular function: histone H3K4me/H3K4me2/H3K4me3 demethylase activity; DNA binding. Gene Ontology annotation, biological process: chromatin remodeling; regulation of DNA-templated transcription. Gene Ontology annotation, cellular component: chromatin; nucleus.
GAUAAUUCGUCUUUGAGUUCAUUGAGUGGAGAGUGGACAUGAACUGAAAGGCAAGAAAUUCACCGCGAGCACAUUCCGCGCGAGGAAGCCCUUUAAAAAAAAAUAUUUUAGUUACAGUCAUAACGAAGAUGCAACGAUGACUCAACCGCAGCUGAAUGAGUUCAUUCCCCCUCCGGAGUGCCCUGUUUUUGAGCCCAGCUGGGAGGAAUUCGCCGACCCUUUUGCGUACAUCAACAAAAUACGACCGAUUGCAGAGAAAACUGGCAUCUGCAAGGUCCGACCGCCGCCGGAGUGGCAGCCACCAUUUGCCUGUGAUGUUGAUAGACUGAAAUUCACACCACGGAUACAAAGACUCAAUGAGUUGGAGGCUCAGACCAGAGUUAAGCUCAACUUCCUGGAUCAAAUAGCAAAAUUCUGGGAGCUUCAAGGAUGCACUCUGAAAAUCCCUCAUGUGGAAAGAAAGAUUUUGGAUCUUUACCAGCUGAACAAGCUGGUAAAUGAGGAGGGAGGCUUCGAUGCUGUCUGCAGGGAGCGCCGCUGGACUAAGAUAUCUGUCAAGAUGGGCUUUGCUCCAGGCAAGGCUAUUGGCUCUCAUCUGCGGGCACACUAUGAAAGGAUCCUCUACCCAUAUAACGUGUUCCAGACUGGAGACAAUCUGCCUAAAGCCACCUUGACCAAUGACACUAAAGAUAAGGAGUACACCCCUCACGACCUGCCGCAGCGGCAGUCUGUCCAGCCCCAGGAGACCUGCAGCAUCGCUCGCCGAGCGAAACGCAUGAGAUCUGAAAGAGGCUGUGUCAAAACUGAACCAGGGGAAGUUUGUCAGAAUCGACCCAAUCUCAGAAGGAGGAUGGGAUCGUAUGUUGGCAAACACGAACCUGUGAGGAUGUCAAUCAUGGAGGUGAAACAGGACCCCAUCAAACAUGAGCAGCCAACAGAUUAUGAGGAAACUGUGUUAAAUAAGAUGAACAGACCCCCUUCAAGUAAAGUGGACCAGUACAUGUGCCUGGUUUGCGGCAGUGGGACUGCUGAGGACCGCCUGCUGUUGUGUGAUGGCUGCGACGACAGCUAUCACAUCUUCUGUCUGAUCCCCCCCCUCCACGAUGUUCCCAAAGGCGACUGGAGGUGCCCCAAGUGCCUGGCUCAGGAAUGUGGCAAACCUCCUGUGGCUUUUGGCUUUGAGCAGGCGAGCAGGAGCUACACCCUCCAGUCUUUUGGAGACAUGGCCGAUUCCUUCAAGUCUGAUUAUUUCAACAUGCCAGUUCAUAUGGUUCCCACUGAGCUGGUGGAGAAGGAGUUCUGGCGUCUAGUCAGCACCAUUGAGGAGGACGUCACUGUGGAGUACGGAGCAGACAUCGCCUCUAAGGAGUUUGGGAGUGGUUUCCCUUUGAGUAACAGCCAUUUUGAAGUCUCUCCUGAGGACGAGCAUUACCUGAGCAGCGGCUGGAACCUGAACAACAUGCCGGUGCUGGACGCCUCCGUGCUGACUCACAUUACAGCCGACAUCUGUGGGAUGAAGUUACCCUGGCUGUAUGUGGGCAUGUGCUUCUCGUCCUUCUGCUGGCAUAUCGAGGACCACUGGAGCUACUCCAUAAACUACCUUCAUUGGGGGGAGCCAAAGACGUGGUACGGGGCCCCUGGUUAUGCCGCAGAGCACCUUGAGGCGGUCAUGAAGAACCUGGCACCUGAGCUGUUUGAGUCUCAGCCUGAUCUCCUUCACCAGCUGGUCACCAUUAUGAAUCCCAACACGCUAAUGAACAACGGUGUUCCGAUUUAUCGCACCAACCAGUGUGCAGGCGAGUUUGUUAUUACUUUCCCCCGAGCGUACCACAGUGGAUUUAACCAGGGCUUCAACUUUGCUGAAGCUGUCAACUUUUGCACCAUGGACUGGAUGCCCAUUGGUCGUAACUGUGUGGCGCACUAUCGGCAGCUGAGCAGGUACUGUGUCUUCUCACAUGACGAGAUGGUUUGUAAUAUGGCCUACAAAGCAGACACGAUGGAUGUUGAGCUGGCGGCAGCAGUUCAGAGGGAGAUGAUGGUGAUGGUCCAAGAAGAAGAAGAACUGCGAGAGAAGAUUAAAAAAAUGGGUGUGGUGCAAUCUCGACAAGUUGAUUAUGAGGUGCUCCCAGACGAGGAGCGGCAGUGCUGCAAGUGUCGGACCACCUGCUACCUGUCUGGCAUCACCUGUGCCUGCAGUCCUGACAAGAUGGUUUGUCUGUACCACACCCAGGACCUCUGCUCCUGUCCUCAUAGCAACCUUACACUCCAUUACAAGUUUACACUGGAUGAGCUGUAUCCCAUGAUGGCGUCAGUAAAACUGCGUGCAGAGUCCUAUAAGGACUGGCUCUGCAGUGUGCAGGACAUCCUGGAGAACAAAGGAAACAAGAAAAGAAGUUUGGAAGAGCUUCACAGCCUGGCAGAGCAGGCAGAAACAAAGGCGUAUCCGCAAAUUGGCCUCCUGGACCAGCUACGCACAGUGGCCUCAGAGGCUGAUAAAGUUGCUGUGAUGGCACAACAGCUCCUUAAUGGAAAGAGGCAGACAAGGUAUCGUUCUGGAGGAGGAAAGUCUCAAAACCAGAACGAGUUGACUGUUGAGGAACUGAGGUCUUUUGUCCGACAGUUAGACAACCUGCCAUGCAACAUUCGACAGGCUCCUUUACUGAAGGACCUAUUGACCCGGGUAGAUGACUUCCAGCAGCGCGGCGAGCGUCUCCUCUCCGAUGAGUCACCCAGUCCACUGGAGCUGCAGGAGCUGCUGGACGUGAGCCUGGGCCUGGACGUGGAGCUGCCUCAGCUGCCCUUGCUGAGGGAGAGGCUGGAGCAGGCCCGCUGGCUGGAGGCCGUGCAGCAAGCCAGCAGCCGGCCUGAAAGCCUCUGUCUGGACACCAUGAGGAGGCUGAUAGACCAGGGCGUGGGCCUGGCCCCUCACAGCUCUGUGGAAAGAGCCAUGGCUCGUCUGCAGGAGCUGCUGACCGUGUCGGAGCAGUGGGAGGAGCGGGUGCUCAGUCUCAUGGAAGCCAGGCCAUGUCACAGCAUAGAAACAUUAGACACCGCUCUACAAGAAGUAGAAAACAUCCCCGCUUAUCUCCCCAACUGUCUGCAGCUGAAAGAUGUCAUCACCAAAGCCAAGAAAUGGCUCCAGGAAGCCGAAGCACUCCAGCUUGGGGGUCGUAUUCCCGUGCUGGAAAGCCUCUCUGAGCUGCUUCUCAGAGCAGAGGGCCUCCCAGUGAGGCUCGACCCGCUGAGUCGCCUGGAGGCCCUCGUCAGUGAUGUUCAGACCUGGAAGGAGAGCGCAGCCAAGACAUUCCUACUGAAAAACUCUCCUUUCUCUCUCCUUGAGGUGCUGUGCCCGAGAUGUGAUGUUGGGACUGGGCAACAGAAGUCAAGAUCUAAAAAGGCAAAAGAAGCCACACAGAUCAGCAAAAAAUCUUCAUCAAAACUGGAGUCUGUGUGUGAUGUGGAGAGAGCGCUCUCUGAAAGCAAGGACUCGGCAUCUGCUAUGGUCACUCUUGCCGAGGUCCGCCAGAGGGAGAUGGAGAUCUUGUUGGCUCUGCGUUCUUCAAAUGAGUCCAAGCUUGUUCCUGCUGAAAACUGUUGUGCACUUAGUGUUUGCGUUUGCCAAAAGGCUCCUUCAGGUGCCAUGGUGAAGUGCGAGCUCUGUCGAGAAGUGUUCCACUGUGGCUGCGUUACAACAGCCGCGGACCUCGAGUACGGCCGAGCCUGGCUUUGCCCAAUUUGCCAGCGGUCGAGGAAACCCCCUCUGGACAAGGUCCUGCCUCUGUUGGCUUCGCUGCAGAGGAUUCGGGUACGACUCCCAGAAGGGGAUGCCCUGCGCUUCCUCAUCGAGAGGACGGUGCGAUGGCAGCACAGAGUUCAGCAGGCGUGCACAGAGGGAGUGCUGGAGAAAGUGUCAAAGAUGGGGAAAUCGGGGCACGGAAUAUCUUCACAUCGGACUCAGGAAAUAAACGGUUCAUUUUAUCAUAUAGAGCACAAGUCUGUUCCUCUCCAGGGUCUCUGUCCUGAGCUGGAGGAGCUGAUGGUGGAGGGAUUCCUGCUGCAGGUCACACUGCCUGAAACCGAGCAGCUGUACAGAUACCUGCUCUACAAACUGGCUCCCCUGCCCUCACAUAGCCCCCUUCACACAGAACAGGACCAACAGUGUCAGCGAGGGAGCCCCCACCACCACAAGAACGGAGUUUCCGGUCACAAAAAGGAAGCGGUGAACGGUCAGAGCAAGAGGACCAAGCGGCGUAAGGACAGCUCCGACUCUCAGCACAGCGAGAAGGCCAAGAAAUGCCGCAAGAAGAAGUCUAAGAAGAGCAAAGAGAGGAGCGAAGAAACAAAGCAGGCUUGUUCUCCCACACACACAGCUUCUGACCCCGCUGCUUCAGAUUCAGAGGAGGACUACUCACUGUGUGCUGCGCCGUGGUGCAGAGAGCCAGAGGGCGACGAGGUAAAUUGGGUCCAAUGUGACGGCAGCUGUAAUCAGUGGUUCCACCAGAUCUGUGUAGGACUGUCUGCUGAGCGCGCAGAGAAGGAGGACUAUAUUUGCAUAAGCUGCACACAGCCAGACUACGACAGAGGAGAAUGAGGACCAAAAAGUGACUUGAAGGAUCAGCAGUUUUGUUGUGGGCCGCAGCACUUGAGGGUACACCUGAGCUCUGUGCGCUCCUGUGGCUUCUCCCCCCUUUACCUUCUGGCUUGCCCUUAGUGAACAUGGUGCUAUUUACUGUUUCUUUUUCCAGAGUUACAAAAGACUUCUGUCACUGUUUUUGUCACGUGGCUGGUUUUUCAGCCAAUCAACUAAAUCCUUUUCUGAAACUUUCCAGGACUUGAUGCAGAUGUACAUAAUGGCAAAAUGUUUCAACAGCGCAGGGAUUUUUCAACCAAAAAAAAAAAGUCAAUUUGACACCACAUUUUAGAACUGCUUUUUUUUUUUUUUUUUACAUACAUCUGAACAAUGUGAAACUUAUCUUUUUCUUGUAGAGUAAAUAUUAUUUAUCUAAGCAAUAACUGAACCAACUAAUUGAGGUUCAGUUUUCACCUGAGCUAUAUUUGUGCUUAGAAAGUCUUUGAUAGAAUGCCUUCUUGAAGCAAAAACCCUGAAUAAUACACUUUAUGAAUCCUAUGAUAUUAUACAGUUCAAUUAAAAUUUGUGAACAGGACUUGAAUCGGAAAGAAACGACUGUUUGUCUGAGCUUUUUAAUCCAAUAUGUGCAAAAGUUUGCACCUGAGUAUUUGCCCAUAUCCCUUAACGAGUCACUGACUUCAGUCCGAAUCCUUUUUGCAAUGUCUGCGAAAGAAAAUCACGAGUCCCGGCAUUGGCUGAGACUUAAUCAUGUUCACAAAAUGCAAAUGAACUGUCCGACAUCAAAGGAAUGUACAUUUUGUUUUAGGGUGGAUUUUCCCUCUAUGGUUUAGAUGAAAAUAUUGUGUUGGACUUAGAUUUAACACAGACUGUGUGAUUUAUUUGCCACGGGUAUAUGACCUUUUUCUGCUCCUUUGGGUAAAUAAUAUAAUUCAUAUGUUGCAGUUUGCAUUAUAAAAUAAAAAACUGUUUGUUCCCAAA